CGUACACACGCAUGACCUUUCCAAGAUGGACACGAACGCCUAUUUUAUUGCCUAGCGUGCGCGCUCGCGAGACUCGUGUCGUCCGAAACGCGUCGUCCUGUGGUGUCCAGCCCUGAAGGACGAGAUUCCUUCGGGAAGGAUUGCUCGAACGAGCGGGAGGAAGGCCGAAGAGGAGCUCGCGUUUAGCCCCAGACGCCGAGGGACGCCCUGGGGCGCCUUAGGGCGCCUCGCCUCGCCUCGCGUCCGCCCGAAAAGGUCCAGCAACCUCGAGAGGUCUCACCGGGUCCCGUUCUCCGCCUUUCCGACGUCCCGAAGGCGCGAUCGCACCAGGGAACCCUCGUUCUCGACGGAUUCGCUGCUGGCCACUUCCUGGGGCACGCAGGCGACGUCCACCUGCCGCGCCAACGACUCGCUUGCAGGUCUGUUUACGUCCUGAGGAAACUCGAGGCCGCGCGGGAAACGGGAUCUGGAUGAAGUAGAGAGACCGUCGAGGGAUUCCGAGAGGUCUCGACUGCUGUUGAAUCGAUGCCUGAUUUUUGGAAAGUGGAUCGUCGAGUCGAGAAAGAAACUUGGCUGGAGAGCAGAGAUUUUUAACCUGUUUACUCGGGGUUAUCGGACUGUGUAUUUAAAAAACAUACCUGUCCUUGACACGUGUCUGUUUACGUCCGAAGGUGAUCGAAAGCGAGCGUGGAAUGGAUUGUGCCGGGGUUUGUUGAUCGUAGAUGGAUGGGAGAGUUUUACAGUUGCCUCUGGGUGCUUUUAUUGACAUUGUCAAGCGUUACUUGCCGCAUGAAGAAGUACUGCCAAUGCGGUUGCCUUAUUUCUGAAUUAACUCUUACUACGGAUGCGAGAUCGGCCUUCGAAAAGUGGAUGGAAAAGGAUGCGAUAGGAUAAAUCAGGGAAUUAUAGCGUAGAGGUAACUCAAGAGAAAAUGGGACACUUUACUCGCCCGUGGGAGCGAAGAGGAAACUGUAAGAGUAACCGACUGUCCUAAGUCGUGGGAAGCCAAUUUUUAAAUUCGAGACGCUUGUCUCUCGAACUGGACGACUUUGUCCAGAGAGUGCCGCACUUCCGGUGCUCUGUGUCACUUUUUACCAGUUGUAAUCUAAAACGUUACAACGGGUUUCCUAACAACACCGGCGAUGUCUUCGAGCAGGAGUCCGGUUUCUCCCUCGGGAGGACCCGUGGUUCGUAGCGGACACCUCCGGAAACUAAAGACUUUGAAAAAGAAAUAUUUCGUUCUCCGGGGUGAAGGCCCCGGUUAUCCAGCUUGCUUGGAGUAUUACGACAGCAAGAAGAAGUUCGAAAACAAGCAACCCCCCAAGAGAAGCGUUUCGCUGCAUAGCUGCUUCAACAUCAACAAGCGCAGCGAUACAAAAUACAAGCAUGUCAUAGCUCUCUACACGAAGGACGAAAGCCUCUGUUUGAUUCUUGACAAUGAGAAGGAUCUGGACGAAUGGUUGAACGCUAUGCUCCUUUUACAGAGUGGAGACGUUCCUGAUGGCGAACAACCACGUCCCACUUUUGAGCAUGUCUGGCAAGUCACGAUGCAGAAGAAGGGACUCGGAGAGCGCAAGAACAUCCACGGUCCGUACAGACUCUGUCUCACCGAUCGAACCCUGAGUCUUGUCAAGAUCGGAGCAAAGGACAACGCAGACUCCAUCGAAUUCUCUCUGAUCUGCAUAAGACGUUGCGGCUACAUGGACCGGAUAUUCUACAUGGAAGUCGGACGCUCGGCAGUCACCGGCGGCGGAGAGUUCUGGAUGGAGGCGGAGGACAAUAACAUCGCCCACAACAUGCACGCCGCCAUCCUAAACGCCAUGAGUAAUUCGAACAGCAGCAAGGACGAGGUCGGUCCGCGACAGAGGAUGCGCAGCUCGUCGGCAAACGAGGCGAGCAAGCCCAUAUCCGUCCUUCAGCGUCGACACACCGGCCAGAAGGUCCAUGGAUUUUCCCCUCUAGAGGAACGGAGGAGCCACAAGGAGCAGGCGGACCCGUUGCGGGAGCAGAACGUCACUGCCUCUGCCCCUUCACAGAGUACUCGAUCACAGAGUACACCCUCUUCCGAUUCACUCACGGUUGUCGCCGGUACCGCCGGAAGCGGCGCUCCUGGUGCUGGCCAAAUUGGAGGCCCCUUCUCCUCGCCCAAAGUCGCCAACGGUGCGAAUAGACGUCGCCACUCGGUAGCCAGUCAUCCCCAUUCCGCAAAUUAUUCCCAAUCCGCUCAUCUCACCACAAGUACAACUACAACAACAACUACAACUACAACUACAACUACAACAUCGACCACCACCGCCACCGCAACAACCACAACCACAACCGCUACAAUAUCCCAUCAGAGAACCCUGUCGCUGCCCCUAGCGGCUGUUGUUAUCGGUCAAUCGCAAUCUUCCAAAAGAUCGGUUUUACGCUGUACGAGUGGGCGAGACAGGUGCGACAGUUUGCCGUCCAGGGCGCGCACCAGCAGCAGCAGCGAGGGCCACCCCACGGUGGCCGUCCUGGCACACCCCAGGGCGCCUCACCUGGUGCCCCACGUACCCAGGCCGCACUCCAUGUACGGUCGAGGUCUCUCCUACUCGCCCCCGGUUUCCUCCAUGCCCAUCAGUCCCGCUUCCGGCGCCUGCUCCACCGACUCUGCAGGAUCCUCUCUCUCCAUGGACGACGCCGCCACCGAUGGCAACCUCGAAGAGGGGCCUGCCUCAAGAUACGGACACUCCCUCACCCCCGAUGAACCCGUCAUCCUGGAGGAGAACGGCGACGACUACUCAUCCUGGGACGUCGCUCAGCACAAGCACUCCCCCAACUUCAAGUCGCACUCUCCCUCCCAGCAAAACUCCUACGUGGACAUGUACAGUCCCUGCGGCUCGAGUCCAGGUCGCGGAGGCGCCUACAUGCCCAUGAGCCCUGCCACGACGGCUCACUCGCACUCCAGGGCCUCCUCCUUGGUCGAGGAGACCAACACCUUGCCGGAUGGGUACGUGCCCAUGGGCCCCGUAGGAGACGACGGAUACGUCGACAUGGACCCCGCCAACCCUCACAACGGCCACUUCCCGGACGACAUGUCGCAGCACGACGGUAGCAGCUGCUCGGUCACUUCCGGGACCCCCAGCACGGAUCUUCGGUUCUCGGAGUACCACCUGGACAAGGUCACCAGCUUCCUACCUCCUGGGGAGGACCUGCAGGCCAGGCCCACCAGAGCCUAUUCCGUGGGCUCCAGGCCGGAGCCGGCGAACAGACACAGGAAAAACAGAUUGGACAUCAGUCAACCGGAGGCCAGCAGGGUGCGCGCCUUCUCCGUAGGCAGUCGCUCUAAGAGGCCGGAAAUGGGUCGACUGGCCAACGUGGUGACCGCCCCACUUCCGGCAGGCUCGGAGAGCUCCAACUCGAAGUCCAACUCGGCGCCGCUGCUGUCCAGCUCCUGGGGCCACAACUCCGGGUGUUCCGGGGCUUCCGAGCGCAUGGAGGACCUCAUGGAGCUCGACUUCACCAGGCCGACCGUUCCCACGACCGUGUCGUCGCCGCCCUCGUACUCGCAGUCGCAGUCGCAAUCGCAAUCGCAGUCGUACCCCACUGCCACCGACACAAGUUCCUACGUCGACAUGUCCCCAGGACAACCGCCGGUAUCCAGCAUCGCUCCCUACGUCGACAUGAGCGGCAUGAACAAGACCAAUCGAAACAACAACAACAAUAACACCAGCACUGCCAACCACAACCACAACCACGUUCACGUGUCCUCGUCUGCAUCCGGACUCAAGCCGGUGAUCACGACGUUGAAGCCCGUCGAGGAAGCCGAAGGGCCGUACAUGAGGAUGGACGGCGCUCUGGAGGAUUGGCCUAGGACCGGGACGAGUCCCAAACAAGUUCCCUCUCCGCUUCAGGAUGACUAUAUGCAGAUGAAUGGACCUCCGGGAGGCACGAGAACGGCGCCAGUGGACCUUCCUCAGCCCAGACGUCCUCCGGAUGGCUACGUCGAGAUGUCUUUCAAGACGCGUCUCCCAUUGGAGCAGGACUACAUAAACAUGAACAUGGGUCCGGGUUCUCGAAGCCAUCGAAGGACCCGGGGCAACACCCGGAAGGAGAAGUCGCGUUCCCAGCCUAUCGCCAUCCAGGCUGGGAACAAACCCACCAAGACGCCAUGUUUCCUCCCCCUGAAUGGCAGUCCGACCUCGGAAAGCCUGGCCAGCACCCCGGCAUCCCCUCCUAGAGCGACCCCGACAGGAUCCUCGGCAACGAUCUUUCCAUUCUCCCUGAACAGCCCCCAGUCUCCGGUGAAGCCAUUCGCGGCGCGCGAGGACCCCGCGAAGAGCUUCCCCAAGGACGUCGAAGUCUCCCCCGAGGGCGACUACGCCGUGAUGGGAGGCGAAGCGACCUCCACGGGGAAGCCCUCGGCAUCCGGUGAUCCCCAGGUCGCCGCAAGCUCCCCUUCGAGGAGGAACAACGAGGAGCUGCCUGUAACGACCUCUAAACUCGAAGAGACGCCGCCGAAGACCUCCACGAGCGAACCCCUCGCUUCCAGGGACCAGGAUCAUCCUCUGGGACCGUUGACGAAGAGGCUGUCCGAUUUGUCGGUCUCUAAGCUCCCGAAGCUGGUCACCGCGUCGCCCACCACGAGUCCGACGCCCUCCGGGUUCAAGCCCGUGCAGCAGGGUAAGCCCUCGUCACCGAAAGUCCCCAGCGAGGAUACUCCCACCCCGACUCCCACUCCCACUCCCACUCCGACGCCUACACCCACCCCGACGCCUACUCCGAGUCCUCUGAACUGUGAAGGGUAUGAAAAGCUGCAACCUGGGGCGACUAUCCUGCAUUAUGCUAGUUUGGAUCUCCCGGAGGUCGGAGGCGCUCCUCCCGUAUCGCCGACUCCUCUUCAGGAAGGAUUCUGCUAUGCGGAGAUUGACUUCGCGAAACUCAAGCAACAGAAUUGAGAUGGGGACCCUGAAGACGGAGAGUGGGAGGUGGAGGUCGUGGAGCAGGCUCUUUGAAGCCUAACUCAAGCAACUGAAUCGAGAUGGGGAUGCUGGAGGUGGAGGUCAUACAGGAGGCUCUUUGAAGAUUGUCUUGCCCCAGGAUCCGCUGCGUGGAUGAGACACCUUGAAGACUCUGGGAGGAUCAUGGCUUGAGAUUUUGCAUUUCGAGGAAGACUAUGUGGUUCUCGGCCAGUCAUCUAAAAUCCAGGAUCCUCGACCUCAACUUCAAGGCCACUGUUCCUGACUAUCGGAAAGUCUCAUUGCGGCUUCGAAUGGAUCUCGGACUUCACUCUCUCAGCCUGUAUCAGAACACAUGAAAUCGACGGAACGUGCCGAAGCCCACCACGAUGUCCGAUUGUCUACUAACUACGAGGAAGAUGAAAUUACAAGACUUCGGGAAUGAAGAAGACAUAAUCGAGGCAAUCAAGACCAGGACAGCAAGAUUCAGCCUAAUCAACAAGGAUUCCAUGCAGUAUCAGAGUGGGAUUCUCAUGAAAUUGACUCCGAAAAAGUCCCUAGUGAUCGAGACGGAAAUUCCAACAUGGCGUCGCUGGUGCGCUUCUCUCGAUCACCUCGGUUUUGAAAACACUCAGGGCGCGAAUUUCAAAUGUCGGCACUGCUUUUCAUGCGUCCGAUAAUUUCGAACGGUUCCUCUUAAUCAUGUUCAAUCACUAUCUCGUUGGUUUUGUGUUCACUUUCGUGCAUUUUAAGGUCGUAAAGGGAUAAUGUUGCGUGGGUUCUGUAGAGAUGUGUAAGGUCAAUCGUGCGGGAAGAUCAUCUUCGACAAAAUGUUGGAACUUUGGAUUCGACGUUGUCGGAAUUUGGAGCGACCUAGAGUCGCCUGUAAAUAGCCAGUCUUCGAAUCGUCCUAAUUUCCUUCUCCUUUUUUUUUGUUUUUGUUUCUCUUUUCCUUACUUUGCUUUUCCUUACGUGGGGAUUCGCUCUCGCGUAAGCUCGGUAGAACUUCCUUUUUUAUCCGCUCCGCGCGGAGGGGCGCUGCUCUCGCGUUUCCCGUGAUUGGGCAGAACUCGGAAGAAUCAGAAUGCCGGGACAGGGGAAACGCCCAAUCACCGAGAGGUAUAUAAAUAUAUAAAUAUAUACAUACGUAUGCGUUAUGCCGCGCUUUUUCGUAUAAAUUAUAAAACCGCCUGGAUACCUUUCACUCGAAUUUGACUAUACAUAUAUACAUACGAGAACCUUUUAACUAUAAGUAAUUAUAUAAAUAUAUAAAUAUAUAUAUAUAUAAUGCAUAUAUGAAGUAUGAUGAUAGUAACGAUAAUGAUUAAUAACAAUAAACGUAUAGUAUAAAA
Molecule: messenger RNA, 6274 nt
Organism: Orussus abietinus
Lineage: Eukaryota; Metazoa; Arthropoda; Insecta; Hymenoptera; Orussidae
Gene: chico
Product: insulin receptor substrate 1-B
Exons: 11
Coding region: 1143-4922 (1259 amino acids)
Biological process (GO): insulin receptor signaling pathway
Cellular component (GO): cytosol; plasma membrane
Molecular function (GO): phosphatidylinositol 3-kinase binding; insulin receptor binding
Source: RefSeq, a predicted model, not a curated record